Molecule: messenger RNA, 1038 nt
Organism: Morus notabilis
Lineage: Eukaryota; Viridiplantae; Streptophyta; Magnoliopsida; Rosales; Moraceae
Product: probable 2-oxoglutarate-dependent dioxygenase At3g50210
Exons: 12
Coding region: 1-990 (329 amino acids)
Molecular function (GO): dioxygenase activity
Source: RefSeq, a predicted model, not a curated record
AUGGCCACCGAUUUCAAGUCCAUCCCCGUCAUCGAUAUUUCUCCUCUUUUGGCUAAGUCCGAUGAUCCGAAAAUGGCUGAAGAUUUAGGUGUCAAUGACGUUGUCAAGCAAUUGGAUCAAACUUGCAGAGAAGCUGGCUUCUUCUAUGUGAAGGGACAUGGCAUACCUGAUUCUCUUUUGAAAGAAGUAAGAGAGCUGACCUGCAAGUUUUUUCGACUUCCAUAUGAAGAGAAGAUAAAGAUAAAGAUGACUCCAGACGCCGGAUACAGAGGAUAUCAAAGGAUUGGAGAAAACAUAACUAAAGGUGUACCGGACAUCCAUGAAGCUAUUGAUUGCUAUAAAGAACUGAAACCAGGGGAACAUGGAGAUCUCGGCAAAACUAUGGAAGGAUGUAACCAAUGGCCACUGGAUCCUCCAAAGUUCAAGCAAAUUAUGGAGGAUUACAUCAAACUAUGUACAGACCUUUCAAGAAACAUAAUGCGUGGUAUUGCUUUGGCUUUGGGUGGAUCUCCAUACGAAUUUGAAGGCGAUAGAGCGGGAAAUGCAUUCUGGGUAACGCGUAUCAUCGGUUACCCAGGCAAAUCCUGCAAAAAUGGCCUAGAGAAGCCCAUAAAUGAUGUCGGAUGCGGAGCUCACACCGACUAUGGUUUAUUGACAUUGGUUAAUCAGGAUGAUGAUAUAACUGCACUUCAGGUGAGAAACCUCUCUGGCGAAUGGAUAUCAGCUCCUCCGGUUCCUGGAGCAUUUGUCUGCAAUAUUGGAGACAUGUUAAAGAUUUACUCAAACGGCUUGUACGAGUCGACUCUACAUCGAGUUAUCAACAACUCCACAAAAUAUCGAGUCUCUGUAGCAUAUUUUUAUGAGACAAAUUUUGACACGGCUGUAGAGCCUCUGGAUAUUUGCAAAGAGAAGACGGGUGGGGCUAAGAUAUUCAAGAGAGCUGUUUAUGGAGAGCAUUUGGUUAGCAAGGUCCUGACAAAUUUCAUUUAAGGAUCAUCUGACCUUUCGGCUAAUUUCUUGUUCUUAAGCUGUUGUGUC